Molecule: messenger RNA, 553 nt
Organism: Merops nubicus (carmine bee-eater)
Lineage: Eukaryota; Metazoa; Chordata; Aves; Coraciiformes; Meropidae
Gene: CSRP1
Product: cysteine and glycine-rich protein 1
Exons: 4
Coding region: 2-553 (183 amino acids)
Biological process (GO): muscle tissue development; sarcomere organization
Cellular component (GO): cytoplasm; nucleus; Z disc
Molecular function (GO): actinin binding; structural constituent of muscle
Source: RefSeq, a predicted model, not a curated record
GAUGCCGAACUGGGGGGGAGGCAAGAAGUGUGGUGUCUGCCAGAAGGCAGUGUACUUCGCCGAGGAGGUGCAGUGUGAGGGCAGCAGCUUCCACAAGUCCUGCUUCUUGUGCAUGGUCUGUAAGAAGAACUUGGACAGCACGACUGUUGCUGUGCAUGGAGAGGAGAUCUACUGCAAGUCCUGCUAUGGCAAGAAGUACGGCCCCAAGGGCUACGGAUACGGGCAGGGAGCAGGAACCCUGAGCACUGACAAGGGCGAGUCUCUGGGAAUCAAAUAUGAAGAGGGCCAGCCCCACCGGCCCACCAACCCCAAUGCAUCCAGAAUGGCCCAGAAGGUGGGAGGUGCUGACGGGUGCCCUCGCUGCGGCCAGGCCGUGUAUGCAGCCGAGAAGGUGAUUGGAGCUGGGAAGUCCUGGCACAAGUCCUGCUUCCGCUGUGCCAAAUGUGGCAAAAGCCUGGAGUCCACCACCCUGGCAGACAAAGAUGGGGAGAUCUACUGCAAAGGUGAGUGCCACUUUCCCUGCUGGACUCUGAAGAGUGGGGGCAGGGAGUGA